UCGUCUCAAGGUUCUAACCUAGAUGGAUGGAUGGAUGUAUAGAUGUGAUAUCUUUUGACUCGUCAUAUUAAGCAGGAGAGGAUGGAAAAGAUGACGACAUCUGGCUUUCUGUAGGUAUGUCUGUCUUGUGUAAGAAAGACGGGGAAGGAGAGAAAUGGUCAUCACGAUUGAUUCAUCAUAAACUUGAGUAGGGUAUAGAGAGCGCUCUUGGGUCUGGAAAGAAAGUGGAUGGUGGUAGGGUGCAAGACUUGCAGGCGCAUAUCUAAAACACUCUGUAGACGUGUGUGUGGUUCGGAACUUUGCAUCUAACAAUGCGCCGGCCACAAAUGGCGGUGGCAGAUGUUUAGGAUAGGCCUUCCAUUUCGGCCGAGAGUAGAACGAGCUGGAAAGAAUGGUUUACCUGUCAGUAAAUUGAAUGGUUUCCUCCUUUACAAGUAGGCCCGUAAGCCUGCAGAUACGCGAAACUGUUCUGUGUGUAUAAAAGGAGGUAUCAUAAAUCACCAGAACGACUGGCCUGGGCUAAAAGGUCCUUGCUGAUCAGCGAUGUGUCUUUUCCAUCAUACAACACCAAAGCCCAAGAAGAAUAAGAAGGCGAGGACGACAACAACUAAGGAACCAGGAAUCGAAGAAUUCGAACACCUGGCAGGAGACGAAGCAAUAAACCAGGGAUUCUCACCAACUUCCUUUGGAAACCCCACAAUGCAUUAUCCAUACGGGAGUUACGCGCCAUGGAGCAUGGAACAAUGGCUCCGAGAUAACGAGCCUUGCAACAUCACAAGGAACCAGUGGGCUUCUCACCACAAUACAGUCAAGGCAACUUCCGCCACGGUGAACGAGAAUGGGCAGAAGAUAGACGCAGUCAACGCCUCCGUCUCCGGUGGAAUCGCGGAGGCCCGGAAUACAGCCAAGCAUACCCAGGACGCGAUCAAUGCGGCCAUCGAUGUCGCCAAGGGCACACACAUGGCGGUAGAAGACGUUCACGCUACCGUGAAGGCAACGUAUGAUGCGAUCAAGAAGAACCAUGGCGAGCAUGCCAGAAAGCAAGAUCGAUGUGCUGCCGAGAUCAGCAAGGUCCGAAAGAUGAUGGAAGAGGAGGCGGCAAGGCGGGAGGAGGCGCAUCAAAAACAACAGAAUAUGCAGGAAGCGUGGAACUAUUAUCAAUGGUUCCGGCAGGCGGAACGCGACGCAGAGCCGAGGAAGUCUUCAGGGAGCAGCAUUCGGACACAGUCGAGUAGCAGCAGCAAACCAUCGCGCAGGCGACAAGCACCUUCAUCCGAUGAUCCAGCCGAAUCCGAAAAACGACAGCACCAGGACGAGGAGCUCAAGCGUGCGGUAUGGAAUCAUUUGAAAGAGUUCUUUGGUGAAGCAACCCCACAAGCCCGUCACGUCGAGGGAAAUCGUGAUAACCAUAACCAUUUUUACACAUAUCUGCCGCCAUCUCCAUCAUGGGGUGGCCGGUUUGACGAAGGCAUUCACGAUGACUGGCAAGAUCCCUUCCCGCCAUUCCGACGACAUCAUCGGUUCCAUGAUGGCAGCGUUGACGAUGGUUUUAGGGUCCAUAUUCCUCCCCAACGUCAGGACAAUCCGUUCAUGCACCAAGUAUCGCCAGCUGGGCGUCACGGUCACAGACGAGGCCCAAGGUUUUGAAAUUAUGUGCAAGUUGUACAUAAAUCGUUACCGGCCUCCCAUACUAGGCCCGGAGCAUUUCAUCGCUAAUCUCUGGUUACUGUCGAGCGCAAUAUCGAAAUGAUAGAUUGGAAUAAAGCUUGAUUCCAUCUACUAGAUAGUGUAGUCGAUCUGCGCAGAUCCUGAAAGCGUAGAUCCUGAAAGAUUUGCAAAGUCCAGAUUUCCAUUAAACAUUGCGACGCCAAGGUCAGCAGAAUUGAUCUGGUCUCGCCUGUUCAGUUAAAGGCACCGGCUCUCCUUUUCGUCUCAGGGUGGCAAGGACGGUGGGGAAGGGUCAUCUCAUUGCCCAGUUACCAUAGAAAGUGUUGUCUGGGUGUUUGGUUUUGGUGGAGAUAGAGAUGGUUCGAGAUUUCUUGUAGUAUCAAGUUCCAAUAAUAUGUUGCUUUAGGUUCUCACGAUAGUUGAAUCGAGUAGUGUAAGAUUUCGAAGAAGUCCUAGUGUAGGCCCAGUACUAGUCUGGCCUAGUACCACAGUACCUAGGUAGCUAGUAAUUGGAACAUUGAAAUGUCUAGGACCUGCAGGCUGCAUGUCACAACAUACGGCGUAAUCAUAUCAUGCUCGUAAUCUCCGGAAAUAAAGGACGGUUACAUACUCCCUAGAUGCUAGGUAAACUGGUAGGUAGUAGGUAGUAGGUACUAGGUAGGCUACUAGUU
Hypoxylon fragiforme is the source of this 2339-nucleotide messenger RNA. RefSeq lists its product as uncharacterized. Lineage: Eukaryota; Fungi; Ascomycota; Sordariomycetes; Xylariales; Hypoxylaceae. The transcript has a single exon. The coding region runs from base 544 to 1647 and encodes 367 amino acids. The record is from RefSeq and is a predicted model, not a curated record.